Molecule: messenger RNA, 534 nt
Organism: Dibothriocephalus latus
Lineage: Eukaryota; Metazoa; Platyhelminthes; Cestoda; Diphyllobothriidea; Diphyllobothriidae
Source: the annotation of a GenBank genome assembly
AAAAAGGUGGACGUGCUACAAGACGAAUGUACGCAUUUACGAAAGUUUUCCCUGGAUGCUCAGCGAGCUGUCACCCAAAAAUCAUCAAUGGUCGACGAAAGUACCCAAGUUUCUCAAGAUAUUGGUGGAUUGGAGAAGUCAAUUGUACAGCAGCUUCCGCCUGACGAGCCCUCUGAACAUCCGUCCUUCCGUACUGGGUUAAAACGAACCGUAACUCUACCACCACAACGUCCCUCCGAACGCAUCCAAUCAGCACCCAACCGUUCUCGGACGCCGCUUCCUAUCGGUUUUUGUUCCCCACAGCCCACUAGAGCCAACCGGUCCGAGUCGGAGAAACUGGAAGAGGAAAUAAAAAGUCUGAAUAUCGUUCUGCAACUUAAGAGUCAUGAGCUCGUUGAACUUCGGCGCAAGACAAUGGAACAGGAACAGCAGCUUGAGGAAUACAACGGACUAAAAUACGAGGUGAACCAGCUGCUUCACAAGAAUGAAAACCUGAAAGCGCUCCUGGAACUCCAGAUAGAGGAGAAGAAGUAA